CAGUCGUGUCCGCCUCUCUUUCAUUCACCCUUUUCUCUCUCAGAAAUCGUCAACAUGACUAGCGACAUGACAGAGAAGGAAACCUCGGCGUUGGAGGUCGAGGCGCAGCCCACCUCCAAGGACGAACCUGUCUACGAUGCCGGCGAGAAGGUUGACUACGACAGAGCGGGCGCCAUCGAUGCCGAGGAGGUCGAACAUCGGAUGACGGUGCUGCAAGCUGUCAAGGCCUAUCCCGCUGCCAGCUGGUGGGCUUUCGUCAUGUCGUGCACCAUUAUCAUGGAGUCAUACUGUGUUUUCCUAAUGGGACAGUUCAUAGCCACCCAUCGAUUCGCCCAGGAUUUUGGCGUAUGGAGCGACGUCCAAAAUGAUUGGAUCAUCGAAGCUUCAUGGCAGUCAGCAUUCCAGUGUAGCGGUCCACUUGGUGCCUUCAUUGGAGUAUUCGUGGCCGGUCCCAUCACCAGUUAUAUUGGAUAUCGAUGGGCAACCAUUGGCGGUCUCAUGGCCUUGAAUGCCUUCAUCUUCAUCUUCUUUUUCGGCCAGAGCCAGGGGAUGUUCUUCGCCGCCCAGAUCCUGGAAGGUAUCCCGUGGGGCAUUUUCAUCGCCAAUGCCCCCGCCUACUGUGCCGAGAUUGUGCCCAUGAGAUUGAGAGCUCCCGCAACGCAGAUGUUGCAGAUGUUCUGGGCAAUUGGCUCGAUCAUUGUCGGCGGGAUCACUUACCACUACCAAUCGAAGGAUAACUCCUCAGCGUACAGAGUCCCCAUUGCACUCCAAUGGAUGUUCCCUACUCCCCUCGCUAUCCUACUCUUCCUUGCGCCUGAGUCGCCCUGGUGGCUCGUACGACAGGGCCGUCUGGCCGACGCAGAGAAGGCCGUCAAGCGCCUGGGCAGCGCGAAUUCAAACGAUAAUCCCGCCGACGCAGUCGCAAUGAUGCGUCGCACGAUCGAGCUGGAGAAGACAGUGAAGAAGCCCAGUCUCGUUGAACUGUGGAAAGGGACCGAUCUCUACCGCACAUUGAUUGUGUGCGGUGUGUACGCAUCUCAGAACCUGACGGGCAAUCUGAUCGCUAACCAAGCGGUAUACUUCUUCAAACAGGCCGGCAUGGCAGACAACACCGCAUUUGCACUCGGUCUGAUCACCUCGGCCCUGCAAAUGAUCAUGGUCAUGCUCUCGUGGGUGCUGACCACCUACCUCGGCCGACGCACGAUCUACGUGUACGGGCAGCUCAUCAACUGUGCAUUCUUGGUCGCGCUCGGGAUUGCGGCGUCAGUGGGCGCGAGUAAGGCAGCGAGCAACGCGCAAGCGUCCCUCGGCUUGAUCGUCUCCGUGCUGUUCUGCUUGGGACCUGCGCCUGCCUCGUGGGUCAUCAUCGGCGAGACAUCGUCCGUGCGUCUCAGGCCCCUGACAACUGGUAUGGGACGAGGUGCCUACUACAUCGUCAAUAUCCCUUGCAUCUUCCUGUCCAGCUACAUGCUCAACACGGAUAAGUGGAACCUGGGCGGCAAGAGCGGCUACAUCUGGGCCGGCACUGCUUUUUUCUGCACCGCCAUGUCUUGGCUCUGGAUUCCCGAGAUGAAGAACAGGUCCUUCCGUGAGAUCGACAUUCUGUUCAAGCGUCGUGUCCCGGCUCGCAAGUGGAAGCGGGAGGUUGUCGAUAUUCGCGAUGAUGAGUAG
Messenger RNA from Aspergillus homomorphus CBS 101889, 1671 nucleotides. RefSeq names its product putative MFS maltose transporter. The record is from RefSeq and is a predicted model, not a curated record. Lineage: Eukaryota; Fungi; Ascomycota; Eurotiomycetes; Eurotiales; Aspergillaceae. Gene Ontology annotation, cellular component: membrane. The coding region runs from base 55 to 1671 and encodes 538 amino acids. Gene Ontology annotation, biological process: transmembrane transport; carbohydrate transport. Gene Ontology annotation, molecular function: carbohydrate:proton symporter activity. The transcript has 4 exons.